Molecule: messenger RNA, 1953 nt
Organism: Puccinia graminis f. sp. tritici CRL 75-36-700-3
Lineage: Eukaryota; Fungi; Basidiomycota; Pucciniomycetes; Pucciniales; Pucciniaceae
Exons: 4
Coding region: 1-1953 (650 amino acids)
Source: RefSeq, a predicted model, not a curated record
AUGGCUCCUCGGAACAUUCGCAGAAGCACCCCUACACCUCAGCUCCCCCCGUCCAGGGGAUUACAGUCUUCAAAUCUUGCCAGCCGUCUCAACCGGUCUCGGAGGGCUAGUGCGCAGAGGGACUUGGACUCAUUACUCCAAGACUCUCAGAGGCACCUUAGGCUUUCACCUGGCCCGGCAUCAACUCGCUCCCAGCUCACUUUGCCUGGCGAAUCCAUUGCUUCAGUCAACCUCAACCCAUCCACCACAUCCCGAUUCAAUCUUGAUUCUAACCUCCCCCUCCCACCAAGUCCUUCGCCUCCCCCCGCUUCCUCCAAAGGUCCUCCUGCCCGGCCAAUGGCUUUCCAGUCUGAUCCUGGAGACCCCUCGAUGUCCGACCUAUUUGGUUAUUCAGACCCCUAUCAACCAAACGGAUUGGCUGAACAAGCGACAUACUACGACCCACUGCAGCAUUAUGAAGCCCCCUAUCAACAUCACCAACAUCCUCACAAUCAGCGAUCUCAACACCAUAAUCUGCAACAAUCCCAUCAACAACCUCACCUUCUGCAUGCUCAACAACCUCAAAUUUACCAACAAUUGGCUCAACCUCACCAAUCCGGCCAGCAAUCUAUGUAUCAACCACCUCCUCCAAAACCAGUCCAAAGCCAACGACCUGUUCAGCAUCAACAUCACUCAUCCGGACUCCCUUUGGCACCUCUUCAAGGCAAGCAGCUACCUAGCUGGCAGCAACUCAAUGCCGACGCUGAAGCCUCUUUGGCCAAGCAAACUGCUCCUGUCACCCGUAAAAAGCGUGAACCUCGCAAGAAAAAAAACGACCAAACUCAGCCCAAACAAGCAGCUACCUCGGUUCCAACCGUGUCCGCUUCGUUGAAUCCAACACCCGCAAAGGAAUCUCAAACUGCUUCAACCGUGAAGACUUCCACCUCAACUCAAACUCAGACUGCUUCGCUUCAGGCUGCUGCCACUGCAUCGGACACCGAACACUUACCAAGUCCAGCAACCACUACCUUGCCGGCCACGACUACCUUGCCGGCCACGACUACCUUGCCGGCUACCACUACCUUACCGGCCACCUCGUCGAUCAUCCCUCAACAUCGUUCUCACUCGGGCUUCCCUUUGAACUCUACUCGAGUCCCUGCGUCCAAGAGACCAUUGGAAGAUGAUGUUGUCGCAGAAUUUGAAAAAGAAAACCUAGACGAACUCCGCCGCAUCGCCCGCCGCAUUGCUGAAAACCAUCGCCUGACUGCCGAGCAGAAAUUGGAGUUUGACCAAGUGUAUGACCGAUACCAGAGGGAUCUGCAUAAGACGGCCAUCAAAUACAAGUUGGAUCCUGCGGUUCCUUUGUCGUAUGUUGGAAACAAAACCCGAAUUCGUGGUCCCUCAUCUUACAAUAACUUCUGUGUGUACAAUCCAGAAGCGAGUCCUAUUCACCACGACUACACAAAACCAGUUAAUGAACGAGCGGUCUUGACUGCGGCUCUUUGGGCCAAACUUGACAAACAAGCGAAGGCAAAAUACCGAGAUCCUGACUAUCUUGAAACAUUCCCGAACCCCUACAUAGGAAUCCGAAAGGCUGCUGAGGCUUGUGCGAAUCAAGAGGACCAGACCGAUCGGGUUGGGCCGAAGAAAUCAAGAAAGCAGUAUGUCAACAUGAAACCCGAUCGAUGGGCAAAAAAGGUGCUUCUUGAUUUGAAGCGGAUUGGAGAGGCCUAUCAAGUCGAAGGCUUCUUAGUUUUUGUCACGCGGCACAGGAAACGCACAGCUAUCAUUGAGGGUGGAAGCACCCUCGGUCAACACUAUCUCGACAUCACCGCAGAUGACAAGGACGUGAUUGGACCUGCGCAGGACUUUGCCGACUUUGUCAAUGGAUGCAAGGUCAUCAAGAAACACACUGCCAAGGAAGCAAAGGAACGGGAGAAAGGUGUUGGCCGAUGGGAAAUACGACAAGGGUAA